AUGGAUGAUAUAUCUUCAUCAACAUCAACACCGAAACGUAGGGCAAGUGAACCACAGCCUACAGAAGCUUUAGCACUUAUCAGCAAUCGUCUACACAAUUAUCAGAGAGUACCGCCACCGUUACCUUAUUUACCAAGCGAUUAUGUGCCUUCACCUGACAGUCCGCGACAAUACAUUAUACCAGAAACAACAGCUCCCAAUGUGCAUAACAACGCUCUCUUUUUCCGUAAUGCCAAUUCCGACAAUAAUCAGGGAUCGAAUAAAUUAGUUCCCUACCGUGAGUGGACAGUUAUAGCUCGAAACAAUCAAAAAGGCCAACUUGUUUUAUAUAACGAAGACAGCCAAUCCAUCACUCUAAGGAACUAUGUUCCUGAUCAAUUUUCAAAUAUGCCAUCUAUUCCAUUGGAAGUAACAGAGGAAGAGUUUUGCCCUUAUUGUCACCAACGCUUGCAUCAUACACCCGGAACCACACCAUUGGAGACCGAUGGGCCAGACUAUAUGGACCGAAACUACUUUCGCUUACUAGCCUCUAGUUCGACUCAAAUUAGUACCGAUGAAGGGAUAAUGGACAAUCAUCAGCAACAACAGCAACAACAACAGCAAGAGUUACCCUCACUAUUUGAUAACCAGAACCUCAAUGCGAAUGCCUUCAAUCAAGGAUACUAUGCCAAGUUUUUUGAUGAGAUCAAUAAGUUAGGCAAAGGUUUCCGAGGCAGUGUCUUUUUGUGUGAGCACCGAUUGGAUGGUGUGAAACUAGGAAAGUACGCUGUGAAAAAGGUUGCCAUAGGCAACAACCAUCCUUGGUUAGUUAGAAUGUUGCGUGAGGUUCAUUUAUUGGAAAGACUACGCCACCCCAAUAUUGUUAGCUAUAAGCAUUCAUGGUUAGAGUACGCUCGUUUGACACAGUUCGGUCCCGAAGUACCAUGUUUGUUUAUUUUGAUGGAGUGUGCUAAUGGUGGAAAUCUGGAGGAAUAUUUCGAAAGAGAUACAGCUGAAACGAAGGAUAACAGCAAAACUACACAAAAGAAAAAAAUGUCAGCUAAAGAGCUGAAACGUGAACGGAUUAGGAGGCAAUAUAGAGAACAGGAAACGUUUGAACAAGAACAAACAAAUAUCUCAGAGCCUAUCACACAUGUGGAGAGACGUUUGUUGACAUUACAAGAAAUCUGGUCUCUGUUUUUGGAUAUUGUUCAAGGAUUGGCUCAUUUACAUCAGCAAAAUAUUGUGCACAGGGAUUUAAAACCGCCAAAUCUGCUGUUACAUCCAAGAGUGUUAAUCUCGGAUUUUGGUGAAUGUGAGGAUUUGGAUGAGACACGAGUUGAUAACAACAGGACAGGCGCUACGGGAACAUUAGAAUUUAUGGCCCCAGAACACGUGCGGUUAGAUCCGCGUGGCAGAAAUACAGUAGAUUAUUCACCAAAAGCAGAUAUGUGGUCGCUGGGUAUGGUCCUCUAUUUCUUAUGUUAUUCAAGGCUACCGUACAAUGUGAUUGAUGAUGUAGACAUAUUAAGAGAGGAAAUAUUGGCUUUCAAUGAAAUCCAUUUCCCAGCAUCAAGAUAUGACAUUUACAAAGAUAACCCUACACUCUACGCUGAGGCACUCAACGACCCCAAAAUUACAACAGAUGUACCAAAAGAAAUUAAACAGCUUAUUCGAAUGCUUUUGUCGUUAGACCCGAUCAAACGUCCUUCUUGCAACGAGAUCUUAUCGAAAAUACAGAGCUUUCGUGGAAAUGAAAAAUCACCUAAUAUAAUGCCCGAUGAUGAUAGCAUGAAUGAAGACAUUAUGAUGGAAGAGCGUGAAGCAAAUCAAGACAUGAACGUUACUAGCUGUUUGAAUAGGGAGGACAAAGGCAAUAGUAGUGCUAUAAAAUUAGCUGAUGGCAGUGAUAAUGAUCCAUCAACUUCCUUCACACGACUCUUACUAGACUCACCCCCACCUCCGCCUACAACUGAUGCCGUAUUCAGAGUAAAGUGGUUAUCAGACCGACAAACCAAACAACUGAUAAAAACGAUUACAGCGGUCUUAAAGAUCGCUUCUUGUACGUAUCCUUGUUCACCAUAUUCAGCCAACCCACUGAUAUUAUAUCCUACGAUAUUUUUUGCUACACUUGAUUUCUGGUGCGAAUCUAGUUCACCUAGUUUUAUCUUAUUAUUGCUACAUGUUAUGUCAAAUAAACAAGGGUCAGCUGUUGCCGAUUUCGUUUCUGGAAACUUAGGUGGUAUGUCACAGGUCUUGGUCGGUCAGCCUUUAGAUACAAUUAAAGUCAGACUUCAACUGGAUCAAGGCAAAUUCAAAGGUAUUGGUGCUGUCAAUGCACUGCUAUUUGCAGCCAAUUCAAAAUUCAAAGGCAUGCUUCAAUCACAUCCUGCUGAAGUGCUAUCUUUAGAUAAAAUUGCUUUGGCAGGCGCUGGCGCAGGCAUUGUGAAUAGUGUUUUGGCUGCUCCUGUAGAAUUAUUAAAGAUCAAAAUGCAAGCACAAUUUGGAUCAGCAGCAGCAGCAGCAACAACAACCGAAGGAUCAAAGUUGCCAUCACAGCGUUACUUCACGGGGCCUAUCGACUGUGCAAAAUACUUAAUCAAGAAAGAUGGUAUUUCACAUGGUUUAUUUAGAGGUCUCUGGGCGACGAUGAUUCGUGAAAUUCCUGCUUAUGCUGGCUUUUACUCAGGGUUCGAGUUCACUAAGCGAACAUUAACUAAAGGAAACGAAGCCAAUGUAUUGCAAUUAAUGAUUUCAGGAGCCGUGGGAGGAAUUGCUUAUUGGACAUGUUGUUAUCCUUUGGAUGUGGUCAAGUCAGUAGUUCAAAACCAACCAAAUCCGCCCAAAGGAUUGUACAUAUCACAAGUGAUGAAGCAUAUUUAUGCCGUUGAUGGUAUGAGGGGACUUUUCCGCGGUUAUGCUCCUACUGUAUUGAGAUCUGUACCUGCAGCAGGCGCUACGUUUACUGUAUAUGAGCUUUCUAUGCGCAUGUUUCAGUCCAAUGACUGGUAA
Mycotypha africana is the source of this 2991-nucleotide messenger RNA. RefSeq lists its product as uncharacterized. The coding region runs from base 1 to 2991 and encodes 996 amino acids. The transcript is spliced from 14 exons. Gene Ontology annotation, molecular function: protein kinase activity; ATP binding. Lineage: Eukaryota; Fungi; Mucoromycota; Mucoromycetes; Mucorales; Mycotyphaceae. Gene Ontology annotation, biological process: protein phosphorylation. The record is from RefSeq and is a predicted model, not a curated record.